Molecule: messenger RNA, 135 nt
Organism: Racocetra persica
Lineage: Eukaryota; Fungi; Glomeromycota; Glomeromycetes; Diversisporales; Gigasporaceae
Source: the annotation of a GenBank genome assembly
AUGGACGGAUGCUUCUUCUCGAGUUGGAUGGUCGUAUUCAAGGAGAAACUGCUACCAGAAACUGGCAUCACCAAGGUAGCACUUUCUUUUUGGAGAAGAUCUCUUGAAGAUGAGUGGUUUGAUGUAGUUCCUGGA